Cynocephalus volans (Philippine flying lemur) is the source of this 602-nucleotide messenger RNA. RefSeq names its product thymosin beta 4 X-linked (gene TMSB4X). Lineage: Eukaryota; Metazoa; Chordata; Mammalia; Dermoptera; Cynocephalidae. Bases 69 to 203 code for a protein of 44 amino acids. Gene Ontology annotation, biological process: regulation of cell migration; actin filament organization. Gene Ontology annotation, cellular component: cytoplasm. The transcript is spliced from 3 exons. Gene Ontology annotation, molecular function: actin monomer binding. The record is from RefSeq and is a predicted model, not a curated record.
UUGGCGGCGACCACUGCGCAGACCCGGUUUCACUCGCUCGCGUGCCUCGCUCCGCUUCCUCCGCGACCAUGUCUGACAAACCCGAUAUGGCUGAGAUCGAGAAAUUCGACAAGUCGAAAUUGAAGAAGACAGAAACGCAAGAGAAAAAUCCACUGCCUUCCAAAGAAACGAUCGAACAGGAGAAGCAAGCUGGCGAGUCGUAAUGAGGCGUGCCCCGCCGAUAUGCACUGUACAUUCCACAAGCAUUGCCUUCUUAUUUUACUUCUUUUAGCUGUUUAACUUUGUAAGAUGCAAGGAAGUUGGAUCAAGUUCAAAUGACUGUGCUGCCCCUUUCUCACAUCAAAGAACUACUGACAACGAAGGCCGCGCCUGCCUCUCCCAUCUGCCUGUCUGGCUGGCAGGGAAGGAAAAGAACUUGCAUGUUGGUGAAGGAAGAGCUGGGUGGGACGACAGUGAAGUCUAGAGUUAAUACCAAGCUGGUCCAAGGUGUCCUGCAGGCUGUAAAAUGCAGUUUAAUCAGAGUGCCAUUUUUUUGUUCAAAUGAUUUUAAUUAUUGGAAUGCACAAUUUUUUUAAUAUGCAAAUAAAAAGUUUUAAAACGUG